GCGCCGCUCAUCAUCCACGCCAGUCACGUCUGGGGCCACCCGGCUGCCUUCUCUUCCUUUUCCCCCUUUGCUUUCUCCCCCUUUCCCGUUGGAGAGGGCAAAGUGGCUGUGGCGGCGCCAUGCCCGGGCCGGAGUGAGUCGCGCGGGCGAAAAUGGCGUACAUCCAGUUGGAACCUUUAAACGAGGGUUUUCUUUCUAGAAUCUCCGAUCUGCUGCUGUGCAGAUGGACUUGCAGGCACUGCUGUCAGAAGUGCUACGAGUCCAGCUGUUGCCAGUCGAGUGAGGAUGAAGUGGAAAUUCUGGGACCUUUCCCUGCCCAGACUCCUCCCUGGCUGAUGGCCAGCCGGGGCAGUGACAAGGAUGGGGACUCUGUCCACACAGUCAGUGAUGUCCCGCUGACCCCGCGUACCAACUCCCCAGAUCGGAGAUGCUCGUCCUCAGACACGUCUAAGUCUACAUACAGCCUGACCCGGAGGAUUUCCAGUCUGGAGGCCAGACGACCCAGCUCCCCGCUCAUCGACAUCAAACCCAUCGAGUUUGGCGUCCUGGGCGCCAAAAAAGAGCCCAUCCAGCCCUCGGUGCUCAGACGGACCUACACCCCCGACGACUAUUUCCGCAAGUUCGAGCCCCGGCUGUACUCGCUGGACGGCGGCAGCGACGACGUGGACUUCCUGACGGACGAGGAGAUCUCGUCCAAGUACCAGCUGGGCAUGCUGCACUUCAGCACGCAGUACGACCUGCUGCACAACCACCUGACGGUGCGCGUGAUCGAGGCCCGCGACCUGCCGCCCCCCAUCGCCCAGGACGGCGCGCGCCAGGACCUGGCGCACUCCAACCCCUACGUCAAGGUCUGCCUCCUGCCGGACCAGAAGAACUCCAAGCAGACGGCGGUCAAGCGCAAGACGCAGAGGCCGGUGUUCGAGGAGCGCUACACCUUCGAGAUCCCCUUCCUGGAGGCGCAGCGCCGGACCCUGCUGCUCACCGUGCUGGACUUCGACAAGUUCUCGCGCCACUGCGUCAUCGGCAAGGUGGCCGUGCCGCUGUGCGAGGUCGACCUGGUCAAGGGCGGGCACUGGUGGAAGGCGCUGAUCCCCAGCUCGCAGAAUGAAGUGGAGCUGGGGGAGCUGCUGCUGUCACUUAAUUAUCUCCCCAGUGCUGGGAGACUGAACGUGGAUGUCAUUCGAGCCAAGCAGCUUCUUCAGACAGACGUGAGCCAAGGUUCAGACCCCUUUGUGAAAAUUCAGCUGGUGCAUGGACUCAAGCUUGUGAAAACAAAGAAGACAUCUUUCUUAAGAGGCACAAUCGAUCCUUUCUACAAUGAAUCCUUCAGCUUCAAAGUUCCCCAAGAAGAACUGGAAAACGCCAGCCUAGUGUUUACAGACGGUGUGAUUCACACACAGAUCUGAAAGUGAGUCUUCACCCCAUAUGUCGGCUUCAUAAACGCUGUCCGCAUGGCUCAGCUUCCACACAGAGGCGUACAGACGUGGUCCCAAGGAGUUUCAAAAGAAAUUUCGAUCUUGGUUUCUAUGUCUUAAGGAAGGAGAAAGAAAUCUAACCUGGAAGUCACAGCAACAGUUCUCAGAAGCCCUUUCCUCCACUCGCCAGUUCUCUCUCGCCCUGAUUUGUUCUGGAAUUUCACCCGUCAGGCUCUCGCACCCCCUCCAGCUCAGCCGAGGCGAUGUCCCUACUUCCCUCUCUCCAGGUCCCCCAGCUGUUUCUCCCUAUCGAUUUUCAUAGCCUCUCAGGUCUCGGUGACUUUCCUUGGUGACAGAGGAGAAGGCGGAGGAGGAGGUAUUAAUGGAGAGAAACUGUCAUACACGCUUUUCCCUUCAGGCAGGGUUACUCAACCCGGACACUUGUUGACAUUUUGGGCCAGGUACUUCUUUGUCGUGGGGUUGGCUUGGUGCAUUGUAGGAUGUUUAGUAGCAUCCCCCGGCCUCUGUCCACUAGAUGCCAAUCGCGCCACCACCCCGCCCCUGUUGUGACAAUCCAUAUGUCUCCUGACAUUGCCAAAUUUGAGGGACAAAAUUGGUCCCUGCCGAGAACCGCUACGUUAAAGGAAUUCACCAUGUCGGUCUAAGCCAGAAUUGCCGAUAGACCUGGAGCCUGUAUCUUCCUUUCUAGAUCACCUCCUAGCGCUGGAAUCCCAGGAUUCCCCACCCGAAUGACCCAGGCUGGUUUCCAGGCCUGCUCGGGGCUCUCCAGGCCCAUCCUCAGGAAGGUGGGUGUGAUGCCAGCGUGUGUCCUCUAGGCCCAAGGGAAUAAUAGCGGCACUUACCUGGUAGAGUCGUGUAGAUUAAACGCACGUGAUAAACACUAUGUGUUGGUGCUGCUAUUAUUUUGUUCAUAUCAGUGGUCCUUAAACAUAAGACGACUUCCGUGUCUGCUGCCUGCUUGAUCAGGCAGCCGUCCAUUCAGACGUCGGAGGCGAGCCCGACUGUGCUGGGCCCUGGAGAGUGGGUGUGGAGGUGUCCAGCAUGGCCCCUGCACGAGGGCUCGUUGAGGGCCUUUCUCACUGUUGGCCCCUUGUGCUUUGCAUGCCGGCUCGAGGAUCUCACUCCCCUGCAGGUUCGCAGGUGCAGGUACCUUGUCCUUGUCACAUGUCAGGCUCAGUGGGAGGGGGGCAUGGGUAAGACUUCUUUCUGAGAUGGGAGGAGGAGAAAUGAUUCUGAGCUUCGCAUUUCAGUUCUCGCUGUGCCGUGGACUGGCCGGGGGACCUUGGGCCCUGAGACUCUUAACCCUCUGAGCCUCUCAUUCCCCGUCUGCAAAAUGGGGGUGUAAAUAAAUAUACCUUCCCCAAUAGGAUCGUGGUGUGGGUUAAGUCAAAAAUGUAUAUAAAAUGCUUUGCUCGGUGCCUCGUUUACAGAACUCAGGAUUCGCGAUUGCCGAUUUUUAAUUAUUAUAAUACCGUUAUCUAAAUUAUCCUUAUGACUGUUGGAAGAAAAAAACAUGGAAAAAGAAAGUUCUGUCCGAGCAGCUGCUAUGAAUCACAAAAUGAGCCAGGAAAGCUUGAAAAACAUCACCCUUAAGUCGUAGAUGAAACUUCUUAGAACCAAAGAAAUGUCGGAGCUGAAAGGGGCCUUAAAACCUGCCUGUAUCCCCCCGCCCCCCGUUGUAUAACUGGGAAAACUGAGGCCUAAGGAAGGAAUAUG
Pteropus alecto (black flying fox) is the source of this 3152-nucleotide messenger RNA. RefSeq names its product synaptotagmin 17 (gene SYT17). Gene Ontology annotation, cellular component: membrane. Gene Ontology annotation, biological process: calcium-ion regulated exocytosis; regulation of calcium ion-dependent exocytosis; cellular response to calcium ion. The transcript is spliced from 8 exons. Lineage: Eukaryota; Metazoa; Chordata; Mammalia; Chiroptera; Pteropodidae. Gene Ontology annotation, molecular function: phosphatidylserine binding; calcium ion binding; calcium-dependent phospholipid binding. The record is from RefSeq and is a predicted model, not a curated record. The coding region runs from base 153 to 1406 and encodes 417 amino acids.